CAGAGAACUGCCAAACGAUAAUCCAACAUGGACAAAGGGCGAAAAUCCGACUGCUAAAAAGCCACCAGUCUUCUUAUGGGGUAACGACGACUCCGACAUGCGCUUUAUGCUAACGCAUAACUUCACCAACCUACUGCAUCGCAAAGUGCGAGAAGGCAUGAACAAAAGACGGUGUCGUGAACUACGCGGAGCCAGAUCCCAGCGCAAGCUUGGUAGCCUACCAGCUCAACGACCCGAACUGACAGCUGAAGAUUGUGUUCCGAAAAGAUCCAAAAGUGAUUCCCGUGGCUUCACUGAGGGCUCCUCCCCCAGGGGUGGCUUCGCGGAUGGUUGCGAAAUCGGACGCCAUACAGCAUGCCAGACUAGCAUCAAUAAAAGCCCCCAAGCAGCCCAGACCUCCAAAGCCGACCUUGCUAUCGACAGGUGGAUUUCAACGAUCGGAGCGGUUGAGACUUGAUCAACCACCACCAAACGCCUUCGUAGUUCCCAUCACCGUGACGAAAACGCCCAAGGCCGGAAGAGUCACAGCCCAACGAGCUGUAGCAGGACCAGCGGUGUCUUUCCUCUCAGUAGCUGAGAGCUCGCCAUCGCCUCCGGCCAUGGAUCCUGAGUACAAGUUCCGUGUCUUCUCGCUAGACAGCAGCACGUCCGACGAAGUCCUCAGGCCAUCAAAGACGGCGCAAGAUCUCAUAUUCUCCAUAACGCUGACGAAUAGUCCAGCAUCUUUCGAGCUGAAUACAUAUCUAUUCCCAUCCUCUUCAGCGGCAUCGACGACAACAACCCGGAAAGGCUUAUGGAAGACUAUCAAGGAUCAGGCGGCUUUAUGAUCACCAACCUUCGACUCAAUGUUGUGUGCAGUUUGAUCAAGGAAAGCGCCGUCAAGUCGGGCAAAAAGUCGCUGAAGAUCGAUCUGUUCCCCGAACGCAUCG
Mytilinidion resinicola is the source of this 929-nucleotide messenger RNA. RefSeq lists its product as uncharacterized. The record is from RefSeq and is a predicted model, not a curated record. Lineage: Eukaryota; Fungi; Ascomycota; Dothideomycetes; Mytilinidiales; Mytilinidiaceae. The transcript has a single exon. The coding region runs from base 327 to 827 and encodes 166 amino acids.